Molecule: messenger RNA, 1793 nt
Organism: Centropristis striata (black sea bass)
Lineage: Eukaryota; Metazoa; Chordata; Actinopteri; Perciformes; Serranidae
Gene: prmt3
Product: protein arginine methyltransferase 3
Exons: 16
Coding region: 49-1635 (528 amino acids)
Biological process (GO): peptidyl-arginine methylation
Cellular component (GO): nucleus
Molecular function (GO): protein-arginine N-methyltransferase activity
Source: RefSeq, a predicted model, not a curated record
UACGUAAACCAACGUCACCAGGAAGUCCACUGAAUCCAAAGCGGCAUCAUGGCAGAAUACACAGACCCACGCGGUGAUGCAGCUGCUGAGGAGAUGCCCGAGCUCUCUGACGGAGAUGAUGAUGACUUUGAUGAAGAUGUGUGGCAGUCGAUGGAGGAGGAGGACAGUCAGCCAGUCACCGUUACCUGUCUGUUCUGUGACAGGCUGCUGAACUCUGUUCCUGCCACCCUGCAGCACUGCACAGAGGAGCACCAGGUCAACCUGGUAGACGUGAUAAGGAAACACAAUUUAGAUGACUACGGUUAUAUAAAGAUGAUCAACUUCAUCCGGUCAACAAAAAGUGAUGCGUCCUGUCUGACGGGGCUGCCAGAUGCUCCCUUACCCUGGGAGAGUGAAGACUUCCUGCGACCAGUCCUACAGGACGACCCCCUGCUGCAGACAGACCCUGAGGAGCUCUGUGAGAGCUUGAGCCCGUCGAUGUGCCCGACAUCUCAGUCCGAGUCCCAUGGUGCUCUGCAGCAGAGGGCCCAGGCCGCUGAGGAGAGAGCCCGCCUCUCAGAGGAGGCGCUGGCUCGAGCCAUGGAUGACCUGCACAAACUCAAGCUGCUGGCUCAGGAUCUAGUGCUUAACGCAGAAACCAGCAAAUCUGCUAAACUGGGUGCCGUGGCCGAGCUCCGAGAGGAUGAAGACGAGGCCUAUUUCAGCUCAUACGGCCAUUACAGCAUCCAUGAGGAGAUGUUGAAGGAUAAAGUCCGCACAGAGAGUUACCGUGACUUCAUGUACCGCAACCCUGAAGUGUUCAAAGACAAGGUGGUGCUCGAUGUGGGCUGUGGGACCGGCAUACUGGCCAUGUUCGCUGCCAGAGCGGGGGCCAAGAAGGUCAUCGCAGUCGACCAAUCAGGAAUCAUAUAUCAGGCCAUGGACAUAGUCAGGUUUAACCAGCUGGAGGACAAGAUUACUCUGAUCAAAGGGCGCAUAGAAGACAUCACGCUCCCUGUGGAGAAGGUGGACAUCAUCAUCUCAGAGUGGAUGGGUUACUUCUUGCUGUUUGAGUCCAUGCUGGACUCUGUCCUGUACGCCAGAGACCUCUACCUAGCUGAUGGCGGCACAGUCUAUCCAGACCUUUGUAACAUCAGCCUGGCAGCAGUUGGAGACUCACAGAAACACCAAGACCACAUUGAAUUCUGGGAUGACGUGUAUGGCUUCAACAUGGCCUGCAUGAAGAGGGUGGUGGUGCCCGAGGCUAUGGUGGAAAUGGUGAAAGCAGACACGCUCAUCUCUGAACCUACAGUCAUACAGACAAUUGACUGUAACACAGUGUGCCUGUCUGAGCUGGAGUUUGCAUCAGAUUUCUGCUUGAAGAUAACAAACACCACAGAAUGCACGGCAAUUGUCGGCUACUUUGACAUUUUCUUUGACAAAGGCUGCGGCAACAAGGUGAUGUUCUCCACGGGUCCUCAGGUCACAAAGACGCACUGGAAACAGACUGUGUUUCUACUGGAGAGGCCUUUCUCUGUCCAAGCAGGGGAGGAGCUCCGGGGAAAGAUCACCGUGCGUAAAAACAAGAAGGACCCUCGUGCCCUGUUGAUCAGCCUCCAGCUGCGAGAUAGGAAGCUGUUUUACAGCCUGCAGUAACAUCAGCGGCCACAUGGUACAACGUUCCCCAGAUACAGCCCACUUUUUAACUGACCAUUCAGGAAUUCACCUGUGGGAGAAGGAUAGAAUUAAAAAGUAGAUUUUUGAUGUUUCAAAUGUUUAGGAUUGUUUCUGUGCCUUUUUAAUAAAUAAAAAAA